Messenger RNA from Didymodactylos carnosus, 597 nucleotides. The record is from the annotation of a GenBank genome assembly. NCBI's taxonomy places the organism in Eukaryota, Metazoa, Rotifera, Eurotatoria, Philodinida, Philodinidae.
AUGUCAAACAGCAGUUCUACUUUUCUUCCUACUAAUACACGUUUAAAAUCGACAUUGGCUUUAAUCCAUCAUCAACGUUAUAUGAAAAAAGAUAUAUCAUCCGCUGUCUCAGAAAUAACAGCUGAUUUUCAAUUAAAUUGUGGAAAAUUUCAUGGUUCAUCAUCACAAUUGGUAAAAAAUCAAAAAUACCAUCAAAAGAAAACUAAUAGUAAACUUUAUCCACUAUCGUCAAAACAAUUACUAUCAUCGAAUUGUCUUACAGAUAGUAGUUUAUCAUCAGAAAUAUUUGAAAAUAUUACAAAUGACAUGAAUAAAUCAGUAGCACAAAGUGUCUCACCGAAUGAAAAAGUGAAAAAAAAGCAAAAAAUCUAUCAUAAUCGAGAACAAAAAGUUUUGAGCAAAACAAAUUCAAAUACAAAAUUUAUCAAUAAAUUACUGACAAUGACCGAUUCAGAUUCUUUCGAUAAUAUUUCGAAUAUCUAUGAUGAAGUGGCGUACAUGAAACAUUCAAUGUUCGAACGACAAUUACUUGAAAAUUUACAUAUACAACAAUUACGUUAUCAUUCAUUACCAAACAACAGGGCAUCAAAUUUGUAA